Molecule: messenger RNA, 1497 nt
Organism: Candida dubliniensis CD36
Lineage: Eukaryota; Fungi; Ascomycota; Pichiomycetes; Serinales; Debaryomycetaceae
Exons: 1
Coding region: 1-1497 (498 amino acids)
Cellular component (GO): fungal-type vacuole membrane
Source: RefSeq, a predicted model, not a curated record
AUGUUGCCAUCUGAUGUUUCGUUUUCCAAACGGUUGAUUCAAUGCACGUGUGCCAUCUUCUGGUGUCUAUUAUCUGGUGGACCGAUAUUUGGAUUUGCUGCUUUGAAGCCAAUUUUGAUCAAAGAACACGUUUAUGAAUACUUGUGUGAUAUUCAUACCCCAGUGUUUUCCAGCUUCAACUCUAAUCAUAACAAUAACGACAUUACUGCCAAAUGUACCGAUCAAGAUUUGAAAUUGAAUAUGAUGUUCACUGUGGCCGCAAUGUUGACCAAUGUUUCCGCUUUGGCCAUUGGCAGAAUCUUGGAUGUAUAUGGACCUAAGGUUUGUGGAUUGAUUGGAGCUUUCUUUUUGUAUUUGGCUUGCUUUGUGUUCAUAUACUCGAAAUAUUUGGUUGGGUCAAUCAUAGAUCCAUAUUUGUUAGGGUAUGCGUUUUUAGCCUUGGGUGGACCAUUUGCAUUUAUUUCAUCAUUCCAGUUGUCAAACUCAUUCCCCAAGAGUAGUGGUACAAUACUAGCAUUGAUCACUGGUGCCUUCGAUGCCUCAAGUGCAGUGUUUUUAUUGUAUCGUAUUGGUUAUAAUGCCAGUUUCGGCAGUUUUACAUUGGAGAAAUUUUUCACUUUAUACUUGUUUGUUCCAACUUUUAUUGCUGUGGUGCAAAUUUUCAUUAUGAACUCAGAUUCUUAUCAAACUGAAGGAACCUCCAAACUUUGCGCUAAUGAUGAAGAAAAUCACGCACAUGUUGCAUCUCCUGUGUCUUCCAAUAAUCAGGAAACCACUCCAUUACUCAAUGAGUCAGGAACAAGAAUUAGGAGAGACUCUAUGGGUGACGCUAUCAAACAUCCAUACGAGAUUGAGGGAGAAGAGUUUUUGGUUGAACAUUCAAGUGGAGUAUUUGGUAUUAUGCAUGGCUACUCUGCCCAAGAACAAAUCAAGAGUUGGUGGUUUGUGUUGACUACGUUGCUCAGUAUUAUUAUGAUGUUGCGAUUAAACUAUUUCAUGGCCACCAUUGGAACCCAGUACCAAUACAUAUUUGGAUCGUUUGAACUUGCAGACCAGAUUAACAAAUUUUUUGAUGUUGCAUUGCCAUUGGGUGGUCUUAUCAGCGUGCCCUUUAUUGGGUUGUUUUUGGACAAUUGUUCGACAUUAAUGGUUUUGAUUAUAAUGAUGUUGCUUUCAUUGACUAUUGGUUUGUUGGGUUUGGUAUCCAACUAUGCUUUGGCAGUCUUGGGUAUUUGUAUGUUUGUUGUCUAUCGUCCAUUGUUUUAUACUGUGGUGUCUGAUUUCUGUGCCAAAGUAUUUGGGUUCCAAACGUUUGGAACUGUUUACGGAGCAGUGAUGUGUUUGUCGGGUAUUUUCAAUUUUGGCCAAUCAUUCUUGGACGAUUUGACACACACCACAUUCAAUAUGAACCCAAUACCCAUCAAUGUCAUUUUGUUGGUGUUGACGGUUAUUAUUGGAUGCUCGACUGUGGGAUAUGUUUACAAAACUGCAAAGUAA